Messenger RNA from Amoebophrya sp. A25, 1396 nucleotides. Lineage: Eukaryota; Dinophyceae; Syndiniales; Amoebophryaceae. The record is from the annotation of a GenBank genome assembly.
GGAAGAUUUUUUUUUAGCCGUCCGUCCCCGUCAUGCAAGUGUACUAGAUCUAACCAUUUAUCAGCUCCUGCAACUACCAGAGCCACGUCGCAGUAAAAAGUAGUUCUAACCCUCAAGAUCAAGACAUGGUCCUCGGCCUCGGUGGAGCUUCCUCCCCCUCAGCGCCAGGCGCCGUGGGGUUCGUUUCCACCACCUCAGAACUUAACAAUGCGAACUACGUUGUCGCACCAGAUCAACAAGAGGAUGAAUACCGAGAGGAACUGAUUGAACGGGUUACUGUUUGUCGCGCUCAGCUAGAAGAACGAGAAUUGUAUCUCGCCACCGUCACGGACCAAGUAGAAAACACACGGAACAACCUCAACCGAACCUAUGACAUAGCGCGACGGCAGAUGCUUGGAUAUGGCGGCAGUGGAGGUGUUGGUGGAGGAUCGUUUUUUGGUGGUGCAGAUGGAAGUAGUGCAGCAUCAUCAACAAGUGCUGGCGGUUCUAGUACAGGAGGACCCUCAUCUGCAGGGUCUAGGAGAGGACCAUCGGUGCAGAGCGUGGGGAGUAGAACCGGUAAUAUUUAUUAUCGAUCCCUGGCUUUUCCGGCAAAAAUCAGAAUGAGCAGAGGACUGAAGGGUGAAGGAAACAACUCGUGAAGAUAGAUACGCAUACGUCUGCUGGAACUCCGCAACUAUAAUACUCAUUCAGUCACACCUUGUCCACAAAAUCAGGUUCCCAUUCCCGCGGCGGCUCGUCUCUCGGCCAAAUAGUAGAGGAAGCAGAUGAUGAGGAAAACGCAGAACUGGAAGCCGAAGCUGCCGAUUUGUGCACUCAGUUUGACGCGCUAGAACGAGAGUCAAGAUUACUACUCGCAGAUAAUUUGCAAGCGCUGAAGAAAAUACACGAAAAGAUAAUCGCGAAAUCGCAGAGGACACCUUUAUCUGAUGUUUCGGGAGGCGUGACGGAAACAGAGUCAUGAUAAGUAGUUGUAGUUGAUUGAAAGAAGUUGAGUCUGACAACUACUAUGUAGUUGUUCUAUUUGCUAUUCACAUCAUCUUCAUCGCUAUUUAGUCAAAUUAAUAUACGUAAAAUGCCGAACAGAAAAACCCUAUUCGACCUAUUCUUCUUGCAAUCUGUUACUGUCGGACUUGUCGAGUGCGCGUUUGCGGUCAUGAUUCAUUCAACAUCUCUAUCUCACUGAUGUUGUCUUAGUCUUGUCAAAUGUCCUCGCUUCAUGCAGCUUACACUUGAGACAUAAAAAUGAACAGGAUUGCACUUGCGCCCCAUUCCAUAACCGAUUUCUCUACGUUUUUAUGUGUCAUCAGCAUAAUGUUAAUGACUUAGAGACGGACUGGGUAUCCUCGACCCAUUCCAGAAAUGGUUUCCAUCCGACAACUUCAUUCUCCCACAC